AUGACUGCUGUCCACACAGGCAACAUAAACUUCAAAUGGGACCCCAAAAGUUUAGAGAUCAGGACUCUGGCAGUUGAAAGACUGCUGGAGCCUCUUGUUACUCAGGUUACAACCCUGGUGAACACCAAUAGUAAGGGGCCCUCUAAUAAGAAGAGAGGUCGUUCUAAGAAGGCCCAUGUUUUGGCUGCAUCUGUUGAACAAGCAACUGAGAACUUCUUGGAGAAGGGUGAUAAAAUUGCAAAAGAGAGUCAGUUUCUGAAGGAGGAGCUCGGGGCUGCUGUGGAAGAUGUUCGAAAACAAGGUGAUUUGAUGAAGAGUGCUGCGGGAGAGUUUGCAGAUGACCCCUGCUCUUCUGUGAAGCGUGGCAACAUGGUUCGGGCAGCCCGAGCUUUGCUAUCUGCUGUUACUCGGCUGCUGAUUUUGGCUGACAUGGCAGAUGUCUACAAAUUACUUGUUCAACUGAAAGUUGUGGAAGAUGGUAUCUUGAAACUGAGGAAUGCUGGCACUGAACAAGACUUAGGAAUACAGUAUAAAGCCCUGAAACCUGAAGUGGAUAAACUGAACAUUAUGGCAGCCAAAAGGCAACAGGAACUGAAGGAUGUGGGCCAUCGUGAUCAGAUGGCUGCAGCCAGAGGAAUCCUCCAGAAAAAUGUUCCUAUCCUCUAUACUGCAUCCCAGGCGUGCCUACAGCACCCAGAUGUUGCUGCCUAUAAGGCCAACAGGGACCUGAUAUACAAGCAGCUGCAGCAGGCGGUCACUGGCAUUUCUAAUGCAGCCCAGGCCACCGCAUCAGAUGAUGCCUCCCAGCACCAGGGUGGAGGAGGAGGAGAACUGGCGUAUGCACUCAAUAACUUUGAUAAACAAAUCAUUGUGGACCCCUUGAGCUUCAGUGAGGAGCGCUUUAGGCCUUCUCUGGAGGAGCGUCUGGAAAGCAUCAUCAGUGGUGCUGCCCUGAUGGCCGACUCGUCCUGCACACGUGAUGACCGGCGUGAGCGCAUUGUGGCAGAGUGCAAUGCUGUACGCCAGGCCCUGCAGGACCUCCUGUCGGAAUACAUGGGCAAUGCUGGACGUAAAGAAAGAAGUGAUGCACUCAAUUCUGCAAUAGAUAAAAUGACCAAGAAAACCAGAGACUUGCGUAGACAGCUCCGCAAGGCUGUCAUGGACCACGUUUCAGAUUCUUUCCUGGAAACCAACGUUCCACUUUUAGUAUUGAUUGAAGCUGCAAAGAAUGGAAAUGAGAAAGAAGUUAAGGAGUAUGCCCAGGUUUUCCGUGAACAUGCCAACAAAUUGAUUGAGGUGGCCAACCUGGCCUGUUCCAUCUCAAACAAUGAAGAAGGGGUGAAGCUUGUCCGAAUGUCUGCAAGCCAGUUAGAAGCCCUUUGUCCUCAGGUUAUCAAUGCUGCCCUGGCUUUGGCAGCAAAACCACAGAGUAAACUAGCCCAAGAGAACAUGGAUCUUUUUAAAGAACAGUGGGAAAAACAAGUCCGUGUUCUCACAGAUGCUGUCGACGACAUUACUUCCAUUGAUGACUUCUUGGCUGUCUCAGAGAAUCACAUUUUGGAAGAUGUGAACAAAUGCGUCAUUGCUCUCCAAGAGAAAGAUGUGGAUGGGCUGGACCGCACAGCUGGUGCAAUUCGAGGCCGGGCAGCCCGGGUCAUUCACGUAGUCACCUCAGAGAUGGACAACUAUGAGCCGGGGGUCUACACGGAGAAGGUGCUGGAAGCCACCAAGCUGCUUUCCAACACGGUCAUGCCCCGGUUUACGGAGCAAGUGGAGGCGGCUGUGGAGGCCCUCAGCUCAGACCCCGCCCAGCCCAUGGACGAGAAUGAGUUUAUCGAUGCCUCUCGCCUGGUGUACGACGGCAUCCGGGACAUCAGGAAAGCAGUGUUGAUGAUAAGGACUCCUGAGGAGCUGGACGACUCUGACUUUGAGACAGAAGAUUUUGAUGUCAGAAGUAGAACAAGCGUCCAGACGGAAGAUGAUCAGCUGAUUGCUGGCCAAAGUGCCCGGGCAAUCAUGGCUCAGCUUCCCCAGGAACAAAAAGCAAAGAUUGCGGAACAGGUAGCCAGCUUCCAGGAAGAGAAGAGCAAGCUAGAUGCUGAAGUGUCCAAAUGGGACGACAGUGGCAAUGACAUCAUUGUGCUGGCCAAGCAGAUGUGCAUGAUUAUGAUGGAGAUGACUGAUUUCACACGAGGUAAAGGACCGCUCAAAAAUACAUCAGACGUGAUCAGUGCAGCCAAGAAAAUUGCUGAGGCAGGAUCCAGGAUGGAUAAGCUUGGCCGCACCAUUGCAGACCACUGCCCGGAUUCGGCCUGCAAGCAGGACCUGCUGGCCUACCUGCAGCGCAUCGCCCUCUACUGCCACCAGCUCAACAUCUGCAGCAAAGUCAAGGCCGAGGUGCAGAACCUCGGCGGGGAGCUCGUUGUCUCUGGGGUGGAUAGCGCCAUGUCCCUGAUCCAGGCAGCCAAGAACCUGAUGAAUGCUGUGGUGCAGACUGUGAAGGCAUCCUACGUGGCCUCUACCAAAUACCAGAAGUCUCAGGGUAUGGCUUCCCUCAACCUCCCUGCCGUGUCAUGGAAGAUGAAGGCACCUGAGAAAAAGCCCUUAGUGAAGAGAGAGAAACAGGAUGAGACACAGACCAAGAUUAAACGGGCAUCGCAGAAGAAGCACGUGAACCCUGUGCAGGCCCUCAGCGAGUUCAAAGCCAUGGACAGCAUCUGAGUCUGCCCCAGCCAGCUGCCCCCCUCGGAGCUCCUAAAGCUCAGCCACUGCUCUUCACUCAAAUGUAUUUGCUAAAUAGAACACUGACGUUAGAUUCCACAGGGCAAUAGGCAGAUUUGAAACGCGGCCAGGUGGUGAAUUUUGCAAGACGACAUGUUUGUGUUUAAGUUGGUCAAAAUUGCUUUCAGAAUUCAGGAACAUAUUUCUAGCUGUAUUUUUUUAAUAAGCUUAAACAAAAGAAAAAUUCCAUAACCAAAGAGAGUCCCACAUUAGCUUGUUAGUAACACCUCUGGCCAAGCCGUGACGCUCACCGUCUCAGUGGCAGCGUCAGGGCACUUUGGCUGGUAUUCAGUGAGCAAGGAUGACCCAUAGUAAGCAACCUGGGCAUCGUAGGAGGCAGCCCUGGGAGAAGAAACAUUCCCAGAAAGGUCUUCAGGGGGACAAACUAUACAAAACUCAGUAAAAUGUAAUGUAUCACGGAUGAAACUGAUUAUUCUCUUUAUGUCAUAAAAUGAAAAUUUUAAUGCAUGGUUAAAAUUACUAAUGUACUUUGCUGCAGGACAUUAAUAAAGUUGCUUUUUUUCAGACUAGAAUGUUGUGAUGCUAUAAUCAGAACAUGCUUUUUCCCCCUUCCAGCUUCAAAUGCAAAUUUAUCAUUGGGCAUAUUUCAAAUAAUUGCAAUGUUUCCUGCCUUGGGCUUGCAACAGAAACCUGACAAAAUAGUGUUUGCUUGGGCAGUGAUUUAGACUUUACCUUAUUUGUGAUUACUAAGUGAUUACUAUAGCUGCAAGGUAUAAUUUUACUGUCUUAUUUAAAUUUUAUGAAUUUAAAUGUUUUUUACACUAACAUUUCCCAAUAAAGUCCACUAUGAAACCAA
This is a messenger RNA of Choloepus didactylus (southern two-toed sloth), 3598 nucleotides long. It is a transcript of the gene CTNNA1, whose product is annotated as catenin alpha 1. Gene Ontology annotation, molecular function: cadherin binding; structural molecule activity; actin filament binding. The transcript is spliced from 17 exons. The coding region runs from base 1 to 2721 and encodes 906 amino acids. NCBI's taxonomy places the organism in Eukaryota, Metazoa, Chordata, Mammalia, Pilosa, Megalonychidae. Gene Ontology annotation, cellular component: adherens junction; actin cytoskeleton; catenin complex. Gene Ontology annotation, biological process: cell migration; cell-cell adhesion. The record is from RefSeq and is a predicted model, not a curated record.